This is a messenger RNA of Bradysia coprophila, 3690 nucleotides long. It is a transcript of the gene Nop17l, whose product is annotated as PIH1 domain-containing protein Nop17-like. Gene Ontology annotation, cellular component: cytoplasm. The record is from RefSeq and is a predicted model, not a curated record. Gene Ontology annotation, biological process: axonemal dynein complex assembly. Lineage: Eukaryota; Metazoa; Arthropoda; Insecta; Diptera; Sciaridae.
AACAAUAAAAUUUGCGUUGCGCGACAGUACAAAACCAGUAUAUAGGAACACUAUCAACCGGCUCUUGUUUUUAUUUAUAUCUCGAAUUUUCUAACGUUAUACACACAGGUUAAAGAGGGACAGACGUACAUCAAUUUUUGCAGCUAUCGUUUUUUUAUUCCCGAAGUUAAAAGUCUGGCUGUGACCAUUUUCCCUGUGUUUAAAUUAAAAAAAAAACUUUCCGCGAGCACAGAAACUGCGUAGCAUUUUUUUUCUCGAUUCGAUCACACGUACCGGGCUUGUAAAUCGAAACAGAAGUGAGAAUUGUGUAAUACUUAGCCGACAAUUGAAUGAAUUUUUGUCGAAUUGGAUUGAUUUGAGGUGUACGAUCAGCAUGGAAAAAAUUGAUUUGAACGAUUUAGAACUGACGUCGGACGAAAUGCAACGAUUUACAAAAGCAUUUCGUAAUGACGAAUUUAAAAAACUAUUUUCCGAUUAUUGUGAAGAGAUCAGUGACCCCGCAAAUAGGAAAUUGUAUGAAGAGGAGCUGACGCAAUUGGAAGCUGAACGUGGCAUCGACGUUACGUUCAUCAAUCCAGAACCCGGCUAUGUGAUAAAAACUAGUGUGAAUGGAAACGAAAAAGUGUUUAUCAACGUGUCGCAAUGUGAUAAGGUCGGAAAGCCGAGUAGUAAACGUGAUGUGGAUAGUAGUGGUAACCGUGGAUUAGUCUGGAGUAUACCUCAUACCCAGUCUCCGCCACGGAAAGAUGUUGAUAAUAAAGGAACGUUGUGUAGUGUGUACGAUGUGGUCUUUCAUCCGGACACAUUGCAUUUAGCCCAGAAAGAUACGCGCUUCAAGAAGCUGGUUACGGAAACGGCUUGUGAUGCUGUCAGUAGAGCCUUUAAAGUGAACAUCGAUUUGGUGAAUUUAAAAUUUCCAAAGCUUGCCUUCAAAGGUGUGGCCAAACCCACUAUUAUACGUAAACAAAGUACAAACAAACCAACGACUGAUUAUGAACCCAGCCCAAUCGAUCAAAUUUAUCCACCAGUGAAAACGGUCUCUGACGAGGUGACCAAAUCGAAAUCGAAAAAAUUGUCGAAACCCCAAACCCCGAAACCUGAAUAUGCAACACCUUCAUAUCAAGUCACCCAUCGUCGAAACGUUGAAUUUCACGAAAUGACCGACGAAUUAGACGCUAAAAUGAAUGUGACCGUUCCGAACGAGCUUGUGGUCACAGUUGAUCUUCCACUGCUCAAAUCAACCAAUGAGGUCACACUGGAUGUAACCAAACGCAGGGUAUAUCUGAUUAGCGAAAAGCCAGCCAAGUACAAAUUACAAAUCGAUUUGCCGUACGAUGUCAGCGAACGGGAUGGCAAUGCCAAAUUCGAUAAGAAUAGUAGGAAGCUUACGAUAACAUUGCCGGUGAUACGGAAAAGGGAAACAUUUGUGAUACCAGAUCUUUGCCGGGAUGAUAGCGGCGUCGAAAGCGAUCACGUGAGUCCGAAAGAUGGAAAUUCGAUUGGAUCGGACGAGGAUCUUUCGGGCGACAAUGGAAAUGCUGAAGAGGCGUUCAACACCGAUACGGAUGCCAAUUCCAACGUCGACACAUUUUUUGAUUCCAACAUUACCUACGAGCUACCUACGUUCUCAUGUAACACACUAGAUAAUACCAUGGCCUUUACAUUGAAUGUGAAGAAUGUCGAUCCCGAAUCCAUUGUUUUCGACAAACAACCAUGCUUCGUUCAACUGAAAUUUUCCUCAAUCGGAGCCGGUUUCUAUCCCAUCAACUAUGGCUUUUGCGUCAAGCUUCCUGAAUCAUGUGGUUCCAUCGUUGACGUGCAACCGGACACCUGGGAUAACAAUAUCAUUCUGCAAUUGGAACUGGAAAAUUGUGACUUUGAUGCAUAUGAAGCUGGUUUGAAUGCAGGUUGCAUGGAUAGUCAUAGUUUUAAGCGAGACGUAAGCAAAUCACCUACUGUACUGGUAACGACUGAUAGUUUAGACGAAUUCAAAGUGGAUGUCACUGUGGUGUCGGAGAAGGAGAUCAAGAUCGAAAUAAACAACGAAACGGUGAGUGACGGUAAGUCACAAGAUUCUCAUGUUAGCGACGGACAGAAGAAAAACAAACGGAAAAAGAAGAAACAGCGAUCACUGUCCGAAUCGAAUUGUGAUGAUUUGCAGGCGGUUAUUGAUGAGCAUGAAACGAAAGUGUCAUCGACCACCAAGUCAAUUGACAUCACCAAGUCUCCCGGUAAAAUGCGAAGUAUGUCCGAGUCGAGCAACGACGAUCAGGUGAUGCCAAAAGUGCGGGAAUUUAAGAGUAUUUUGAAGCGGCGCAGUUCGUACAAUCGCAGUAUUUCGGAGAGCUCCGUCGACGAUCACGUGUAUUCGUGUUCCAUGGACAUUGGCGUUGGAUCCAUUCAGGAGGAAAGUGGAGCAGAAUUGUCGGAGAGUUGUAAGAAGACCGUCCGGUUCGACGACAAUGUACGGAAACAGUUGUUCAGAAUUCGCUCAACAAUAUUGGGCCAACGUAAACCGAAAACCAACAAACGGAAAAAGAAGAAGCGUACAGCGGAACGUCGAUACAGCGAAGGUGAAGCGUCCGAUUACGAUGAGCACAACAAGUCCAGCAAUGAAUCGGAUACGAACGGUUUGUCUAACGAUGGGAAAAAGAUGAUACGAGAGCAACGGGAUAGUGGUGUUGAUUUUGGCGGUGAUAGCGGCGAUGAUGGCAACAGUAAAAAGCCGUCACAAAAGAAUAGUAAGAACAUUAGAAGUUAUAAGAAAGCGACUGGCGCCGAUAAAAAUGAUGAUAUGGGAUUGGAAUUGGAGUUCAAGAGCGGCAUGAUGUUUGAUAUCGAAAUGUAGUUUUUGCCAUGAGUACAAGUGAUUUUAUGAGUUGCACUGGAUGGGGGAGGCGGGAAGCAGAAAGGGAAAUCAUUGUAGCCAGACACUAAAUUUAUCGAUUGCAAAUUUUGUUUUAAUUUAUUUUUUAAUCAGAUUUUAAUCAAAUUUUAAUCAAAUUGUAAUUUUUGUUUUAAGUAACCGUUCCUUCUACUCUACAUUAUACUUGUCUUUUACAAUAGUUUUAAUUUACAUUCCUGCAACUCGUAUACAGAUAUUAGACACUUUCGAACGCCCUCGGAGACUAAUUUCAUUUGCUCAAAUCAAUAACAAAAAAUUGAAAAUGAAUCAGAGCCUAGUAUAACAUUGCUAAAUCACUACACAACUAGAAAUUAAUUGUUUAAAAGCAAAUUGCUGCCACUUUUUAUAUUAAACCUAAUCACAAAUUUAAAACAAAACAAUACAAAUUAGUGGUAGAUUUGAUUAAUGUUAGUGGACGUGUAGAAUAAGUGCAUCAACAAAUUUCAGCAAUUUUUACAUUCACAAAAUCAAAAGAAAUUUAAAAUGAGAAAAAGAAAAUUUAAUCAAAACCGAAAUCUUAAACGUAAUCCAGUACCUUAGAAUAGAACAUUAGAAUUAAUCCUAACAAAACGAUAGCAAGUAGUGCAGUACAUUAUUAUAUAGAGCCCGGUACACCAAUUUAUUGACAAAAAAUUCAUAUUCUUUUUUGAAAAAUCGAAAUUUUGUUACGGAAAAAUUAUUGAAAUUAAUAUACACAGAAUCGGAGUAAAUUUUUGUUUGCUCUCCACACGUUAUUAUAGAAUUUGUUGCAAAUUUUGAGAAUAAAAUAUCUCUACUGAUGAUAA